This is a messenger RNA of Nannospalax galili (Upper Galilee mountains blind mole rat), 3109 nucleotides long. RefSeq names its product adiponectin, C1Q and collagen domain containing (gene Adipoq). Gene Ontology annotation, molecular function: protein binding. The record is from RefSeq and is a predicted model, not a curated record. The transcript has 4 exons. NCBI's taxonomy places the organism in Eukaryota, Metazoa, Chordata, Mammalia, Rodentia, Spalacidae. Bases 221 to 955 code for a protein of 244 amino acids.
GAAACCAGCAGCGUUCCUACAUGGGUUGGGGGAUGCAAAGCUACUGCAGAGCACAUCAGAUUCUUCAUUUUGAAAGUUAAGAGACAACCAAAGCUAUCUCCAAGGAAAGACUGAACAUGGCCAUUCAUUCAUUCAUUCAUUCAACCUUUGCUACUAUUUGCUUUGUUCAAGGUACCUUCUAAUAAGAUGCAAGAGACAGUAACAUAAACCAAAUCUCAGGAUGCUGCUGCUUCGAGCUGUUGUGCUGCUCUUGGUCCUGCCCGGUAAUGCUGAGGACACCACGACUGAAGGGCCAGGAAUCCUGCUCCCUCUACCCAAAGGGGCCUGUGCAGGUUGGAUGGCAGGCAUCCCAGGGCAUCCUGGCCACAAUGGGACCCCAGGACGUGAUGGCAGAGAUGGCACUCCUGGAGAAAAGGGUGAGAAGGGAGAUGCAGGUCUUGUUGGUCCUAAGGGUGAGAUAGGAGAAACUGGAGUGACUGGAACUGAAGGUCCCCGAGGCUUUCCAGGAACCCCAGGCAGGAAAGGAGAACCCGGAGAAGGUGCUUAUGUAUACCGCUCAGCAUUCAGCGUGGGGCUGGAGACCCGAGUCACUGUUCCCAAUGUUCCCAUUCGCUUCACCAAGAUCUUCUACAACCAACAAAAUCACUAUGAUGGCACCACUGGCAAAUUCCACUGCAACAUUCCUGGGCUGUACUACUUCUCCUACCACAUCACCGUGUAUAUGAAGGAUGUGAAGGUGAGCCUCUUCAAGAAGGACAAGGCUGUUCUCUUCACCUACGACCAGUAUCAGGAUAAGAAUGUGGACCAGGCCUCUGGCUCUGUGCUCCUCCACUUGGAGGUGGGUGACCAGGUCUGGCUCCAGGUAUAUGGGGAUGGGGACCAUAACGGACUCUAUGCAGAUAAUGUCAACGACUCUACCUUCACAGGCUUCCUUCUCUACCAUGAUACCAACUGAUUGUGAUUAACUCAGAGCUUCCAUGGCCCAAGCACGAUGAUUCUAGUGUUUCAUUUUAUUGUUUAGUUUGAGAGUCUGAAUAUUAGCCAUACAUUUAUUCACUCAUCCAUCACACAUUUAUACAAAAAAACAUUUCUGCAUUGCUAGUCAGAAGACGACCUGUUCCCCAGUCUCUAUGAUCUCUUACUAGAGUAGAAUAAUAGGAUGCAAAUAACAUUGACUGGGGGAGCUUCCUGUACAGAAAGCUAUAAUGACUGUAAGGAAGUGGAAGAUGUUAUUUUGUGCCAACAGUCUCUCCUGAUAGUUAUGGCAAUGCUGUGAGGUACAUAUGAAAGGUAGUAUAUCCUCUUUUUACAGUUGAGUUCCUUAGGCUGUGUUAAUGAACGUCUACAGUCAUACAAGUAUUAAAGUGGCAGAGCUACAAGAGAAGCCAGGAGCCAUGGACUGUUUCCACUAGGGUGCCAUUUUCAGAAGCACAUGCUUCCUUGGAAUGUUGGUAAAGAUUUUGAGCCCCAUUCUCCGGAGGAGCUCUUAAUUUACAUUCAGCAAGACUUGCUUCAGUACGGCUCCCUCAGAGAAGGCUAUCCUAUGCCUGGGUCCACCCCAGCUGAUCCCCUCCCCAACUAUUCUGCGCUUCCUCUUCUCAAUGUGUCUGCUUGUGCCCUUCCUUCCAGCUAGGGAAAUCCCUUCCAUCUCCACGUUGGAUUUCUCCUUGUCUCUCAAGGCCACCUGGAUGAGAGCGUCUCUGAUGUGAUUUCUUUCCCAUUCCUGCUGUGUUUUUCCACAUAUAGGGUCUUGGGUAUGGAACAUGUCCUGCCUUUGACUAGGACCAACUGCUUGUAACGAGCCAGCUUCCUUCUGCUGAGAAUCCUCUGUAGGUCCUUCAUAAGUGCCCCAUAAACACUAAUCUCCUGAAUCCACAUCUUCCCAUAAUUUACUCCAUUUUAGUCUCUGUAUUACCCAUCCUUAGCCACAGAACCAUUUCCUUUAGGAAGCUUCUGGUUUUUAGCACCCAGUCCUUGUUCAGAUGGACAAACAGCUUGACCCUUUCUGACUGAGGUGAGAGAUGGCUAUGAUUUCCAGAACACUUACAGAAUUCUCACUCAAAAAAGCAGUUUCAGCCUGAAAAACAAAACACAGAGGAAUUUAGAAGGCAUUCUUUCAGUAAGCACUGACAAGGUAGAGGAAGAAUCAAGGCUUGUUCUUCAAGAAUUCUAGGUGGAGGGGCCAAAGAGACGGCUCAGUGGUGAGGAGCACUGGCUGCUCUUCCAGAGGACCCAGGUUCAGUUUCCAACACCACAUCAGGCAGCUGACAGCCACAUGUAAUUCCAUUUCCAGGGGAUCUGACCCCUCUUCUGGCCUCUGUGGCACUGCACACAUACACAUACAUACACACAGAAUAAGAUAAAUGUCUUUUUUAAAAAAAAGGAUUACAGGCAGUUCACUAUAAGAGUCAAAACCCUUUGAUACCUCUCCCAUGGGACCUGGUUAAGUCCACUUGGCUUGAGGACUUGAUUAAUGCUGGCACCUUGAUACACUGCCUGGCUCUCCUGAGCAGUACAUGUAUGCCUUGGUGAGCAGGCCUCCCCUGGGCACCCCAGCUGGUGGCCCCUUGUUCCUUCUAUCUGUGAGCAGUGGGCACAUACAACCCUCAGGGAGCCAUGUAUGACUGAUUUAGUGGUGGUACUUUGAUUUUUGUGGUACUUAGAAUCAAAUCUUGGGCCUUCACAUGAUAGGUAAGUGCUCUACCAGGCUUGGAUUUGGAUAUUUUAAAUGUUCUUCAAAACCAAGAGAUGUUUGGAAAUUGAAAAACUAAUGCAUACAAAUGGUUUCGUUUAUGUCAAUUAAUAUGUCUUAUAUGUAAAAAUAAAAAAGAAUUACAAGUGGUCGAUGGCAGUAAAUAUUCCUUCACGAGAAAAUUGUUUGAGUGAAACUCUUCGAAGGUUUAGAAAAAGAGUUAACCUUUGAAUAGAUGUUGUUUUUGCUUUUGCUCACGAUGCUAGGUUCUGGAUGCUGCCUUUUUAUCUGUAUACUCCUGUUCACUAAGUGGCUACUGUUCUGUAUACAAGGCUUUGUUAUUUCAAGUGUUUGCAAAUCAUUAUUUUGUGCAAGUAAAGACCAUAUUCAAUGUUAAAAGUAAAAACACUUGCUAUA